AUGGAAGACCCCAACGCCGCAUCUCCGAUCGCGUUGUCUGGCGCCGACGAGGCCGUCCUCGUGCCGGAUUCGAGCUCCCAGAUCGGGACUGGGCAGGGGAGCUACCAGAACGAGGGCCUCCUCUCUGGCACCGGCGGGGGGGCGGGAGGGGACGGGGGGAGCGGGAGUGGCGGCGGAAACGAUGCCGAGUUCGGCUUUCAGCGACCGGAGUUCGGGCAGGGGAAGCUGGCCGGGACAGUGCAGAUGUAUGAAAGGCACCUGUUCCUUUGCUACAAGCAACCCGAGGUGUGGCCGUCCCACGUCGAAGCCGCCGAGUUCGACCGCCUUCCCAGGCUCCUCGCCGCAGCUCUCACCGGUCGCAAGGCCGACAUCAAGAAGAAGGCAAGGGUUUCUUAAACUUUAUUUCAAUUGUAAUUUUCUAGUAAGCCCUCACCGGGUUAUUUUUUUGGUAUCGGUCGUAUGAUCUUUUAGUCCCAUUGAUGGAUUUUCGCUGUACCUAUGCUAGGUAGAUCAUUAUUGUCCGAAUUUUAGUGUUUUAUUUUUGUAGAUCUCUCUACUAUUCAGCCUCGAUAAGGGUUGGAUGAGAAACAAGACGAACCCUAGGAUUUCUGCCCAAUAUUUCUCUAUUUACCGUAUUUUUUCUCGGUGGUCUAGGACUUUUUGAGAGAAACCGGAUCGGGUUCUCUUGAGUAGAUUUUGAAAGCGUUCUUCCUGCUGCGUCUAUGUCAGUAAUCCCCCAUAUAUUUGGAUUUUAUGGAUCCAUCAAUUUCACCUUUUCUUCUCUACGGAAUCUUUUCCGUAGUGACGACUUUUGUGUUGAAUGGACUACUAAUCUGCUCACUGUACAUCCAAGGAGCUGGAGAAAUAUCUCUGGAGCCUGAAUCGUGAAGAAGCACUGUUUUCCGGAUAGAAGUUUCUUGCAUAUCGCCAGGACAGUGAAUCGUGAAGAUCUCUCCAUUUUUAUUGGUCUAAGUCUCCGAUGAUGCUGAAAUAUUCUAAAUUAUAAGCUUUUUUGCUGCAAACUGCGUCAAGCAUAAAUCAAAAUUUCGAAUUUGGUCGGAUUUCGAUAAUUUUAUACAUUUCUUAGGCUAUCUAUUUAUAUAUAUUGCUCUAUCAGUGGACAUUCUAUUUCAUGAAACUGUAUGAAUCCUUAAAAGAAGUUAGAGAACGGGAAGUCUAUAUCCUGAAAUUUUCUUCCAUAUUUUCAGGUUAGUGAAUUGUGACGACCUCCCCCGUUUUGUUAGUCUAAAUAUCAGAUGAUGCCGAAAUAUUCGCAACUUUAAGCUUUUAUCCUGUAAAUUUUCUCGAGCAUGAAUGUAAUUCCGAGUUUAGUAGUAUUUCGAUGGCACCCGGCAUUUUAUUUCAUAAGAUUGUAUAAAGCCUUUUAAGGGGUCAAAGAAUCGCAGUUCGUCAGAAGUAAAACAUAAAAAGGAAAAUCUCAGAGCCACGGAAAGGGACGAAGUGUAUGAGUGUUUUGGGAAUACUCGUAAACAGGGCAUCCUUGUCUUCUAUUUUGAUCUGCAUUUCAAAAAAAUAAAGGAAUCUCUACCCAUUUUCUUUGGUAUUUAUCCUAAAACGUUUUUUAAUUUUUUAUUCAAACUUUAUAUUUACAUGAAUUUUAAUUCCUGAAGUGGAGAUGCCUAAGUAUAGGAAAUAAGCCUACCAGAGGAAAUUCCAAAUUUGUGGAGGCCCUUUUCCGUCCAGAAUCAUCAAGUACCCUCCUUGCGCUGAUCUCCUUCCUCCCCACCCUGCUCUUCCAUGGAGCAUUCAUAUCCCAACUCAUUCCAUCUUUGUAUAUGGAUAUUACGAUAUCCGCACCUUCUUUGUCAUAUCAUGGGCUUGGAAUAUUGUUCAUGAUGUCAUAUAAACAUCCUCAUUCCAUCCACUUCAGGUGUGCUAGGAUUUGUAUGGGAGCCGCCAUUAUGUUUGAGAAAUUAUGAUUCGGUAUCCAUUGAGCUGAGUUUCCCUGGUUUUCACCUGGAGUCAUAAUUUUGACCGAAGCUCGUCAAUGCUUAAUUGGGAUAUUUUUUCAGGUGGCGAUGCCUUUGACUUUGUUUCACCCACAUCACUGGCACAUUUAAGUUCUGACCAAUGAUUGAACCCCUCUUUUUUUCUCUCUUUUGACGAUAAUUUUCUGCAGACCCGCUUGACCUUGUGCGAGGGAGAAGAUGGGACUGAGUCUUCGAAUGGAGAUGUCCUGAUCUUUCCCGACAUGAUCCGAUACAGGUUGGAACAACGAAUAAAUCCCAACUGUUCCCGGACUCUUACCUUUUUUUUGUUUGUUUCUAAUAUAAUUUUGGUACUUUUGGGUGCAGGCGAUUGACUCACUUUGACGUUGAUGUGUUCGUGGAGGAGGUCCUGGUGAAGAACAACGAAUGGUUCCCUGGAGUGGUCGAGCCCCUCACCGGGUCCUAUGUCUUUGUCUGCGCCCAUGGGAGCCGGGACAAGAGGUGUGGGGUCUGCGGGCCCGAACUCAUCAAGCGAUUCCGAGAGGAGGCCAAGGAGCGCGGCCUCCAGGUGUCUGUCAGUGGCUGCUCGCACAUAGGCGGCCAUAAAUACGCCGGGAACGUCAUCAUAUUCAGCAAGGGGGCCGAUGGAGCAGUGGCCGGCCAUUGGUGAGAACAAACCCUUCCCCCUUCUUUCAUGGGUUGCACUUUUGCUAGUUUUUUUUUUUUUUUUCCCGUCUCUCAAUGGAUUCUAUGGAUCUCUCUCUCCUGUCGUCUAUUGGGUAUGGAUGCAUCAGCUCAGAUGAUGUUCCCUCCCUUAUUUUCAAAAAAAAUAUCAGUUUUUAAGAAAGAACCAGUUCAGUGAUUUAUUUGGCCUUAUGUCAAGAAUUUCUUUUCUGGAAAUAUAAUUAUUUGGUUUCUCUGCUCUCUUAAAUUUUUCGUUUCUCCCUUUGGAUCUCUCUCUCUCUCUCUCUCUCUCUCUCUCUCUCUCUCGUGCGUGCUUAAUCGCUGGAUACCCUUUUCCGCCCAGAAUAUGAGGCUUCAUUUAUCCAAGAAUCUAGUUGAACGCUCUCUACUACUACUACUACUACUACUACUAUUACUACUCUCUCUCUCUCUUUCUCUCUCCCUGUGGAUAUUUUGACAAGGGCUUCUAUCAGCAAUUUCUUGGAGCCCAUGUUAAAAAAUGAGAAAAAUUGAAAUUAUGCUCACCACGAGGGAACUGAUUUCUCUGCUCUCUUAAAUGUUCUUCCCUUUCUCGAGUAUUUUUGUUUAACUUGCGUAUUUUCUUCUGUAUUAGGUACGGAUAUGUUAGCCCGGAUGACGUCCCCCUUCUUCUGGAGCAGCAUAUUGGCAGAGGAGAGGUUAUAGCCCGUCUCUGGAGGUAUUUCUCCUCCCAACCUUGCAGCUUGGGCCUCUCUUUGAUCGCCCGCCCCAAAUAUUAUAUUCAUUAAGUUUCCUGCUUUGAUCCGAAGAACUUCGCAUCUAAUCUCUCCAUUCUCCAUGGGAAACUAGUUUCCUGCUUGUUCUAUCUCUGUGCGCCUUCAUCCUGCCAUGAUUGUUCUUGAGAAUUCAUUGAUCUCCAUCUAGUGAUUGGUAUCGUGAUUGUGACCUAAAGUGGGAAAGAUUUACUAGGUUACUUUGUGAAAGAUAUCUCCGAGUUCGUUAUUUGGUUCCUGAUUCAUAUCUACCAUGGUCGUCUGCAUGCGUGUGAUGUCAGGGGUCAAAUGGGUUUAACCGAGGAUCAGCAGAAGAAAGUGCAGGAACUGAGGCUCCAGCCGAACGGGAAGCCGGAGGCGACGGCGGCGGCGGCAGGGACGGGCAGCGCUGUCCAGCUGAACGGGUGCUCCGUCGGGGCAGGCUGCUGCCAGGGGCCUGGUUUCUCCUGCGGGCGGGAUGCGGCGGCGUUAGAGGGGAAGCCCACCGGCAACGGCACAGAGGAGAAGUACGGCGGGGACGGCAAGGCGGCCACCACCGGCAAGUCCUCGUCGGCCCGCAAGCUCUGUGCAAUGCCGACGUGGUUCGAGCGGUGGGAGCGGGAGGACACCUACGCAGCCCUUGCCGUCGCCGCCGCCGCCGUCUCGGUCGUCGUUGCUUACAGCUGCUACAGGCAGAUGAGAUGA
Molecule: messenger RNA, 4069 nt
Organism: Spirodela intermedia
Lineage: Eukaryota; Viridiplantae; Streptophyta; Magnoliopsida; Alismatales; Araceae
Source: the annotation of a GenBank genome assembly